AUGAGCAGCCACGAUCAUCAAGCAAACCUGCAGGCUCAAACCUCAUCAUCGUCAAAUCCUGCUCCUUCUUCUGGAUCGCCAGCUGCUCAAACUUUGAAUUUUGAAACGUAUCUGAGAAGCUUUGAAAGCCUCAAAAACGCUAAUGACACUGUUAACCUCACAAAGUUGUUAAUUGAGUUGCGUGAUCAUUUAGAGAGUGCUUCGUUACCGGAAUGUUUUGACUUUGCUUCUACAAUGUUAAAACCAUUAUUGGAGUUCCUAAAUGAUGGAGUAAAGCCUAAAUUCAGAAAAGAUGACAAAGAUCAUCUACUUCGCCAAGUGAUCAUUGAAAUUAUUCAAAAAUUGCCACAUACAGAAUUAUAUGAAGAGAGAAAUGGAAGAAGAGAAGAACUCACUCUGCUCAUGAACUCACUAAUCAAAGUGCUAAAAACGGACAAUGAGUUGAACGGAGUUGUGGCAAUUCGACUCAUAAUUGAUAUUUACAAGUCAUUCAAAACUAGCCUUCCAACUAUUGUUCAACCUGUAGUCGACAUUUUUCUUCAAUUUUAUGCAAAUUUCGAAAAAACAAUUGAAAAAUAUUUAGGAAGAAAACCAAAAAGAAAUAAUUUAUCUACUGGAGAUGCCAUUAUUACAGAACCUUCAGAUCAAGCUUACGAUACGAGGGAUUAUCUAAUACCUUGCAUUGAAAGUUGCAAAUUUAUGAUAGAAUUACCUAUAUUUAUUAUAUAUUUCUUUAGAAGCAGUCCUUUGAAAGAUACAACCAGUUUUACCACACUGUUCGAGAAAGUGCAUGACAUUUUUAACUAUGACAUUGCUGUUUCUGAUGACAUUAUGGCAUCACCUAUUGGAAAGGAACGAGUGGAGGAUUUCAUGCUUUUGCGAGUGAAGACAAUAUCGUUCCUUGUUUAUACAUCCAAAUACGUCGAUAAGAAAAAUGACAAUGGCUAUGUGAAAGAUAUUCCUAGAUUUGUCAUUAAAUGCCUGAAGGAAUGUCCUGAUGAAUGUAUUACACCAAGAAAGGAAAUGUUUUUGAUUAUGAGACACAUUGUCAAUGAAAUUCCAUUGGCUCAAAACGAACUCAGUGGAAUUUGUUCUCAUUUUAUGCCCUACAUGAAUGACCUGACGAAUGACUCUGUUUUAAUUGGAAAAAGUAGAUCAGCCUAUGAAACUGUCCGUUCAUCAGCCUAUUCCACAGUUUUAGAAAUACUCAAUUUCAAUCAAAACAAGAUUGAUUUCACUCCAACACAAAUGUCUUCAUGCAUAACAUUCUGCACUAAGUUAUUAUGUGAUACCUCUCUAGGAUUAGGUAUUCAUGCACUGGCUGUGGGUUUAUUGGUUUCAUUGUCUCAAACCAUUUACAAAAAUAUUGCUGCGCAAAUUCAACAACAACAACAACCAUCAUCAUCAGAAAAUGGCAGCACCACAGAACCUCCUCCUCCUCCUCCUCCUAAUAAUAAUACUACUACUACUACCAACACCACCAACAUUUCAGAACUGGUGAAUAUGCCUCACAUCAUCAGGUUCAAGGAAAUACUUUUGAGUAUUAUCCGAGCAUUUGUACAGAAGGUUAAAUAUCUUUCCAAGCUCAUCAAAAAGAUAUCCAACUCAAAGAAAAAGCCAAUAUCGACUGAAAAUGCCAAUGAUAACUCUAUGAUAUUGCCAUUUAGUCCAUACAAGUUCAAUGAGAAUUUUAUGAAUGAUAUUACCUACUGCUGCACCAUGUUUAAACAUCUCAUAUUCGGUUUGAAGACGAUAGUACUUGUUUUCACCUCUGUACCAAGAGAUGAAAGAUCCAAGUUCCCAGAAUUACCACUCUUGAAUAAGCUUUUCAGAUAUGGACUUGAUUGCUUUGAUAUUUAUAACCUGGUUAGUGAAGAUACAUCGAAUGUUGAAUCAAUCACCAAACAAAAGAUUGUCGAAGAGGAGAAGGACAUUUUCAACAAUUAUUCCUCUCUUUAUACAUCUCUCUCGGCUCCACUUUUCACAGAGAUAUUUAAAACUCAAUUUGAGUAUCUCUACAAAAAGUUGUUGGAUGGAAGGCCAAUGACUUUUAUUCACAUACCAGCAAAUGUUUUAUCAUCCAAUCCAAAUAUUGCUUCUGUAUUUUCAGAGAUUUUACUUAAAUUCUUAUUGAAGAGAAUGGACAAAAUUGCAAAGGAUCGAAAAGAAGCCCAAUAUAUGCAUAAUUUAUUCAAGUUAGUUUUUGGAUCCACAGUUACCUUUCCAAAGAAUGAGUCUGUUCUCAAGAAUCAUAUGACUUCAAUUGUAACGUCAUGUUUUACAUAUGCUUCCAAAUUCAAGGAGUGCAUGGAUUAUUAUUUGAUUUUACGGUCUCUCUUUAAUUCCAUCUUAUCAGCCAAGUUUGAUUUACUUUGCAAAGAAUUUGCACAAUUACUUCCAACAGUGUUAGAAAAGCUCUCUGAUUUGGUGAACAAUGCUCACGACAGGGAAACAAGAAAUUUAUUUGUUGAACUUUGUUUGACAGUUCCAUCUAAGUUACACGUAUUAUGUCCUUACCUUCAUUUAUUGAUCAAACCAAUUCUGUAUGCUUUGCAACCUGGUGCUAGUGAGAAGGCAACGACUGCUGCAUUAAGAAAUUUGGAUUUGUGGGUAACAAGCUUACGUAAUGAAUCUUUGGAGGCAAUUUUGAAACCUGUUAUUCCAGACCUUCUCAAAGCAUUAUUUACUCAUCUAAAACCACAACAUCAUGCCAAUGGAGCGACAGCAAUGCGAUUACUUGCAAAAUUAGGAGGUACUCAUCGACAGUAUAUGAGUGAAUUGACAUCAGUCAAUACCAAGGAACAUUCAAAUUCACUCUUCUUUAAUAUUAAUUUCAAAGGAAAUAACAAUAUGAUCUUCACACAAGAUGAUGAUGAUGAAUCGAACAUGCUCCCAGCAGAUGACUUGGUAGAUUUAUCUAUUGAUAUGUGUCUAGAUCGAGAUAAUGAUAUCCAAACAAAGAAGAGCGCCUUUGAUUUUUUGAAAACGUGCAUUCUCUCAAUGAUAUCCACAACAGAAGAGAAACUUGCUGUUCCAGAUGAUUUCAAAUUUACUACCAAACAUGUGCCAAUUAAGAAAUAUUUCCACAUUUCAGCAUCUUCUCCAAAGAUUGACAAUUAUUAUCAUGAUGAAGUCAAUGUUCAAGAAUGUAAGACAACAAUGCGAUAUGAAGGUGAGAUUGCAAUGUUCAACAAGGUGUUAAAGAGUAUUUUCUUAUUCCUGAGCUAUGCUGUUAAGGAGAAUCUCACUGAGUGUAUUGAAUUUACAAAGAAUUUGAUUCGACAUUUUGCUAUUACUGCCAUUUUCAAUUCAUACAACUAUGAGGAACCUUCAAAGUUCAGAAUCAAUCAUGAUUGGUUCUAUGAAGUUCUUCUUGAUGUUUAUGAAGAAGAUUAUUAUGUUUAUGAAAUUUGUAAUGACGAACCAGACUUGGUGAUCCAAUUUGGCAUUUGGGAAAGACUUCAAUCACGAUUCACAAAAUCUCUCUAUCAACCCGAAUGGUACAAGAAAUGUGUUGGUGCAAGAGGAAUUUUGUUUUUAUGUGAAAGUAUUACUCCUGUAUGGCUUGUCCAUUAUGAGAGUGAUAUGUUGAAAGGUCUAUUCUUCUCUUUGAAAAAUCCACCGAUUCAUAUGAUUCCUCACACCAAUCAAAUCACCAUCAUGGCAGCUGAGACUCUCAUUCGGUCCUGUUACCAUACUCCCUUGUUAGAUUUUACAUUACUUUUCAGCAAUAAUAUUUCUGAAAAGAUUGAAUACAUUCAAGCAGCGCAAGUUCCUUCGACUCUUGCAGAGGGUGAAUAUAUGGUCCAUGCGGAGAAAAUGGGAAAGGAUCUUGUGUUCAAGAAACGAUCACUUUUGAGCUUGAUCUGUUCUGAACUUUCCUCACCUUUAAACCACAUUCGAAAGAUUGCUCAAUCACUCUUGCGACUGAGCUCAGAUCUGAUGAACAUUCCACUCUCAUCCAUCAUUGAUCGAUUUAGACCAGAUGCUUCUCAGUCUCAAAAGGAUCAAAAGAUGAUGGAUCUGGAAAGAAAGAUAUCGGACUCAGACAAUAAUGUUCCUGGACAAUAUAUUUCCUCUCAAUUCACAAAGGCACUUAAUCUUUUGAGAAAUGAUGAACUUUAUUCAAAAGAUACCAAGGAUCAGAAAAAACUUCUCGCCGCAAAAUUGGUUGCUCUCAAGCUAUUACGAGAGGCCAUUGUCAGCAAAGAGCUUAGGUACAAUGACAAGGACAGUAAUAAGGAUCAACUCAAAAUCAUGAUUGAAACUAUUUGCAAAUUUUUGGUGGCCAAUAACAAGGAUGUCGUGACCAUUGCAAAAACUGCACUACUGACAUACAUGUCACAAUUCAAACCACCCAAAGACUCUCUUCAACAAGCAUUGAGACAACUCAGCACCAAUUUAGUCAAGUACACACAACUGACUUUGCCUUUCGUGCACAAUGCUGCCUUUUUCUUAAAAGUGAAUUCUAACAUUCAAAUUCAGCUCUCGAAGGCAGCAUCUACUCUCUUAGAACAUUUAAAAAAGUGGGCCGACAAGCAACAAAUCAAACACAUCUCGAAUCAAAAAGAAAAACCAGUCGUUGCUGCUGAAAUUGUUGUCCUAUUUUCAAUCAUUCCAGAUACAUCCGAUCAUUUACCAGCACUCGUCAAGUUGGUUUUACUCUUAGAAUCGGUUUGGGCUGACGAAAUUAAGAGCUUGAAUCCUUUUGUUGCUCCAUUAGCCAAGUAUUUGAACAUUUAUCCAGAACAGGCCAUCAGGUUCUUAUUUGAGACAAGUGGAGAACAAUUCUGUUAUGCUCUCUCCACAAAGAGAACUCUGAAAGUUAUUAUAGAGGUUCUAAACUCGAGAAAAGCCACUAACUUGAGAGCGUAUCUAUUUGCACAUCCGAAUGUCAUCGCCAAUCUUUUGAGUAGCGUGAAUCAUGUGGAAUUUACUGAGAACCAGUCGUUUGCUUCUGAUCCAAACAAUGUUCUCAUAUUGGUAGGAAAUAUUUUCAAACUCAAUCCAACUUUAUUUGCUGCACACCGUGAAAUAUUUGAUCAAGUGCUGAGAAUAUGGACUCUCUAUUUACAACAAUUGGCUCAAAAUCCAAAUGCUAUGGAUCUCUCUUCAGAUACAACAACAACAUCAAAAGGCCAAUAUAUAACGGAGACUCAACGCAUUCGUUUUACCAAAAAUUACUCAAACUAA
Molecule: messenger RNA, 5193 nt
Organism: Naegleria fowleri
Lineage: Eukaryota; Heterolobosea; Eutetramitea; Acrasida; Naegleriidae
Exons: 5
Coding region: 1-5193 (1730 amino acids)
Biological process (GO): regulation of DNA-templated transcription; DNA repair
Cellular component (GO): nucleus; NuA4 histone acetyltransferase complex; SAGA complex
Molecular function (GO): transcription coregulator activity
Source: RefSeq, a predicted model, not a curated record